This is a messenger RNA of Rubroshorea leprosula, 915 nucleotides long. NCBI's taxonomy places the organism in Eukaryota, Viridiplantae, Streptophyta, Magnoliopsida, Malvales, Dipterocarpaceae. The record is from the annotation of a GenBank genome assembly.
AGUUCCAGUAUUUACAGAGCUGAGAGCAAGGAGAGCUUGUCUGCAAAAAUGGCUCCGAAACGAAGUGGAGUUGGGAAAGCCCCUGUUGCUGCAGCUAAGAAAAAAACGGAGAAGGUGUCAAAUCCGUUGUUUGAGAAGAGGCAAAAGCAGUUUGGGAUUGGAGGGGCUUUGCCUCCUAAGAGGGAUUUGAGCCGAUUUGUCAGGUUCCCUAAGGUGGUUAGGAUUCAGAGACAGAAGAGAAUCCUCAAGCAGAGGCUUAAGGUCCCUCCUGCUUUGAAUCAGUUCACCAAGACCCUUGACAAGGUUACCGCAUCAAACUUGUUCAAGAUGCUUCUCAAGUAUAGACCUGAGGACAAAGCCGCAAAGAAGGAGCGCCUGCUGACAAGGGCCCAAGCUGAGGCUGAAGGAAAAGCCGCUGAGAGUAAGAAGCCAGUUGUUGUGAAAUAUGGUCUCAACCAUGUCACUUACCUUAUUGAGCAGAACAAAGCACAGUUAGUUGUUAUUGCUCAUGAUGUGGAUCCCAUAGAAUUGGUUGUCUGGUUACCAGCUUUGUGCAAGAAGAUGGAGGUGCCUUACUGCAUAGUGAAGGGAAAAGCACGCUUGGGAGCGGGUUUUGUUGCUUAAAGAAACAAGCUACCUUCUUUAUCACAAGUUAAGGGAGGAUGUGUUACUAGGUACAGAAGGUGCUGGUCCACCAGUUAAUUUUGGAACUAAGUUAUGUUUUCUAUGGUCUAUUACACUAAGAUUUUUAAUUUGUUUUUUCUUUAUAUUCAUUUUCUAUUUCUUCUAUAUUCAUCUAGGUGUUAACCGUUGAAAUUAGAAGGAGAACGUUGUUCCACCCCGCUUUAUGUGCACAAAAUCAACUUGAAUGCUGGCUGUGUGUGGGAUUAGGCUUAGGUUGACAAUGUUGAUAUG